Molecule: messenger RNA, 1011 nt
Organism: Gymnodraco acuticeps
Lineage: Eukaryota; Metazoa; Chordata; Actinopteri; Perciformes; Bathydraconidae
Gene: msrb1b
Product: methionine sulfoxide reductase B1b
Exons: 4
Molecular function (GO): peptide-methionine (R)-S-oxide reductase activity
Source: RefSeq, a predicted model, not a curated record
AACACGGGAGAGCUUCCGGUCGUCUGUCACUGAGGCUGGAAGAAAUACUAAACUGAGAUUUAUUUCGCUUUAUGCUGAUCCGUGCACACACACUCACACACUCACACAGCAUGUCUUUCUGCAAUUUUUUCGGAGGUGAGGUCUACAAGGAUCAUUUCAAACUAGGGAUGUAUGUGUGCUCCCAGUGUAACCACCCGCUGUUCUCCAGUCGAUCAAAGUUCGCCCACUCGUCUCCGUGGCCGGCGUUCACCGACACCAUCCGAGAGGACAGCGUCACCAAGAUGAUGGAGAGCCUCACUGCCUUCAAGGUUCUGUGUGGCAAGUGUGGCAACGGGCUGGGCCAUGAGUUUGUAAAUGACGGCCCGGAGGAAGGAGUUUCACGAUUUUGAAUAUUCAGUACCUCGCUCAAGUUUGUCCCGAACAAAAGUAAGGACAAGCAGUAAAGAGCGAGGUGUGGGUGUCUCUCCAGCUGCUGCUCCAGGAUCAGUCAGUGUGUGACGUGGACGGGAUAAAACCCGAGAGGGACGUCCUGUCCACUGAAGGAUCUUUGACCAACCUGUGACCUCUGAAAAUACUCCUUAACAACUCAAAUGUUACCUCAUAUUUAAAUACAUUUAACUCCAUGAUUUUAUCAGUAGAUAAUUUUUAGCAAGAAUAUACUUUUCUGUUGCAGAAUCUGCUUUAUAUUGCUGGUACUAUUGACUCUAUUUCACCUUUAAUGUAGCCAGACUAUCUAUGCACUGAACAAGUCCACAUUUCUAGUCAGUUUGGGGUAUCUGUUUUUUAGCAAAGAAACUGUGAACUGUCUGCAACAUUAUGUACUUUUUUUAUUUUAUGCACUUUAAGACUUGAACAGAUUUUUUGUUUGUGCAUUUUACUUUUAAAAUCUCACCUUAAAGUCAAUAUUUAUUGGAUUUAAUUAGCUCUACAUUUUGAUUUGUCUUCAACUGUUACAGGAUGUGACAAUAAUUCACAUAUGAAGAAACAAACAAUAAAUUAUAGUUUGAUAGA